GCUAGCGGGGCGCGAGUGGGCGUGGCGCGCGCGCCCCCCGCCGGCCCGCUCGCUCCCUCCCGCCCCGCCUCCCUCUGGCUCUCUUCCUGCGCUCCCGGCUCCGGCCGCGCGCUGGCGGGGCUCCGCAUUGCACACUCUGGGGGCGCCGCAGUGUUCGUGGGAUGGGGCAGCGGGCUGCCGCUGGUGGCCGGAAUCCGCGCGCAGCCGAGGUGCAAGUUCUCUCCCAUCAUCUCGAGUCCCCACUCUGGGGCCCUCUGUAUGAGUGACACGUCGGUCUGCCAUGGAACCUGGCCCUGCGCUGGCCUGGCUUCUGCUCCUGAGCCUGUUGGCUGAUUGUUUGAAAGCUGCUCAGUCCCGAGACUUCACAGUGAAAGACAUUAUCUAUCUCCACCCUUCAAGCUCAGCCAUCUGCGAGGGAGAACAGUUGGCUCCUGCAGAUGAAGGGUUUGCGUGCCUGCAGCUUUCAAAUAGGCCAGCCACCCCAUAUCCUGGUGGAUUUAAAUGUUUCACCUGUGAAAAAGCAGCAGACAAUUAUGAAUGCAACCGAUGGGCUCCUGACAUCUACUGUCCUCGAGAGACCCGAUAUUGCUACACUCAGCACACAAUGGAAGUCACAGGAAACAGCAUCUCUGUCACCAAACGCUGUGUCCCGCUGGAAGAAUGCUUGUCCACUGGCUGCAGAGAUUCAGAGCAUGAAGGCCACAAGGUCUGCACCUCCUGCUGUGAAGGAAACAUCUGUAACCUGCCACUCCCUCGAAAUGAAACUGAUGCCACAUUUGCCACGACAUCCCCUAUAAAUAAGACAAAUGGACACCCACACUGCAUGUCAGUGAUAGUAUCCUGCUUGUGGGUAUGGUUAAGACUCACAUUAUAGCAGGACCCUGUGUAGCAGUGGUCCUUGGGAUCUUGAUGGUCCAGCAUCAUGCAUGAGUCAUUGGCCUGACAGUUGUUACACAUGCAGGAACACUGCAUUCACAACGGGUGUCAUCACAGCCAGCAUUACCAUUACCAUGAAGAACAAACAUUAUUUCAGUGUUGUUAUUUCAAGUUGAAACAGGAUCCCAUCAAAGCCAGCCUACCCACAAUAUAGAAUCUGAGUUCUGUACCACAAACCUUUGUUUUCACUCCACAAAAAUAGUUAUUUAUUAUGAUCUGAGGCUCUUGAUUUAGAAUUCAUACAUGAGCUGCAGAAGGUCCUGAGAUCCUUUCAGAUGGUAGAAAUAUAUUACAUGGACAUAUAUAGAUUUUUUUUUCAGGAGAAAGGUAAAGAAUCACUGGCUUAGCUACAAUGGUUUAUUCCUUUAUAGUUUUAGGAUUUUAAAAUUUCAAAUGCCAGAGGAAUGAACUAUUUCCUUUGAGAUUCUGGCUAAAUCCUUAGAAGAAUAGUAAGCAGUUUGCUCAAUUUAAUUUCCCUAUUCUUCUUUCAUUGCUAAGAAUCAUAUUUUAUCUGCUCCAUGUGGAAGAUUAAAGGGCAAUGGUAAAAUUUUGGUGUUUCUGUAGGGAUGACUAGAGAAGGAUUUUUCCAACCUAAUGAAACAAACAUUCAUAAAGUAGCUAUAGUUAGCCCUUCAUGUAACUGAGGAGAUUGGCUUUGACAUGUGGCCUAACUGUGCUGAAUCAGAGCCUCCAUUCCACCAGGGCCCUUAGUGUCCAAAGAGUUUCAAAACACCAGGGUAUUAUUUUCUCCAGGUAUUGGGCUCUAUUCCAGCAUGACUAAUGUAGACAGAGGCUUCUGGAAUGGAAGAAAGCUUGUGACAUUUAGUCCAAGUUCAUUUUGAGGGCCCGGAGAGCUUUCUUCUUUCAAAUUCCUAAUGACUUUAGGGAGUAAGUUCUGCAUUAAGUUGUCUCUAGAUGGACAGAGAAAUACAGCGUAAUACAGUAGGAUGGAAAAAAGUAUUUGUAAGACUAGUACGGAAACCCAGUGGGAAGUUUUUAUUUCUUUUAGAUGUUGCUUUCAAAGUAGUAGAUAAAUUCUUCACAUCCUGCCUAUAUUUUUGGCACCCAAAGUUAUUUUUCUUCUUUCUUAUAAAUCUUUUAAACAGUAUUUAUUUUUGUAUGGCAUAACUGGAAACUAAAAUAUAUUCUAAAUAUUCUUUAUUCUGAACAAAAUGAUCAAAUUAGAAUACUUAUUUUCAACAGUGGUAGAGAUACAGCUUGUAAUAUAUGCUUGUGGAAAGUUAUCUAUAACACCAGUGUUGAAAAAAAGUUAUUAAGAACAAGAGUAAUAUGUUUGCCUCAAGGGUUUUGCUCCUGGUUUCCUCACAAGUGUAGUUUCAGAAGUGUUCAAGAGGAAACCAUCACUGGUCAGAAUUUCUGUGCAGGUUAAGAGAUUCUUUCCGUAUAUCUCAAUGGAGCCAUGGCUGAUAAAGAGAACAGUGUUGUUAGAAUCCAUCUGCCCUGCACAAUGAACUAUCCCUGGCUCAUGAAAUGAGAUCUGCUCAGGGACCAAAUAGGAAGUGAUAUCAGUUACUCUGAUUCAGAGUAAUCUUAAUUGUAUUACAUAGCCUUAAUUCAUAGUUUGGUAGGCUUAUUCAUUUGUUACUUAUAAAUGGAGUUGGGAGAGUAGAGGGAGAGAAACCAAGACUUUUAUUAAGCACCUCCUCUGUGCCAGGCACUAUGCUAAGCACUUUACAUAGUUAGGUCAUUUAAUCCCUACAAGAACUGUAUAAGGAAUAUUACUAGUAUUUACAACUUACAAAUGAAGGUACUGAGGCUCCAAGAAGCUCAAGAAGUGAAACUCUUGCCUUCAGAUAUAGUUAUUGUAGAUGAAGCAGGAUUGAAAAGGAAAGGAAACUGGAGUUAUCUUCCUAGGAAAACUUCUAGGCAUCACGUCAUGGGAAUCUGUUCAUCUAAUCACAUGGAGUUUAUCUCAUCCUGCUUUUGCAGGAUGCCAUUUGCAUGUCUCUCCAGAUAAUGUCUUUUCUUUGGAAAGUGAGAGUAUAGCAUCCUUAUUCAUCCCUCUUGCUAAAAGAGGAGACAGUUGAUAUUGCAUCAAAAGAUGCUACAGGACAAUAAGAAUUUGAUAUUGUAUAUAUCUAUAAGUACCAUUUUUGUGCAUGGUCACGCUUCAGUGACAUUUGCUAAGUACUGCAUGCAAUUUUGAAUAGGAGACAAGGUGACCACAUCAAAGCCAUCCUGACAGGGGGAUGGGCUCAGGUCUGCAGCUUCUUCCCCACCCAGAGUGCUAAUACAGGCGGCACAGAUGUGCUGCGUACAUCCUGCACAUCUUUCAGAAUGUUUGGUUUUUUUUUUUAAUCUCUUGAAAGGAAAUGGUUUGCUCACUGUCCCUGGCCUCAAGGAGCCAAGGAAGGGCCAUUCAUAUAAAAGAUCCAGGGCUGAUCAGCUAUCUGACUUUUCUACCACGUUAAACUUUCCUUUAAAUCUCACCAUUUGGUGACAGUUUGAAGUGCAAAGAGCCAUGAUGUAUAUAUUAAUCCAUGUGCCACAUAUUUAUUUUUAGACUCCCCUAAACAUUCUUGUCAAUAUGACAUUAAUGUCUAAAUGUUGUAAAUAUUGUACAUUUUGUAAAUCAGUUAAUAAAGGUUUUAAGUGUA
Molecule: messenger RNA, 3554 nt
Organism: Cavia porcellus (domestic guinea pig)
Lineage: Eukaryota; Metazoa; Chordata; Mammalia; Rodentia; Caviidae
Gene: Lypd6
Product: LY6/PLAUR domain containing 6
Exons: 6
Coding region: 281-874 (197 amino acids)
Biological process (GO): positive regulation of canonical Wnt signaling pathway
Molecular function (GO): acetylcholine receptor inhibitor activity
Source: RefSeq, a predicted model, not a curated record